AUGUCAUCAUCAUUUCUGUCAAGCGAAGAUGAUACAACUGUUCCGGAUGCUAGAACGAACAAUUCGUCAUCACCGGAAAAAUCUUGCAAAGUUUGCGGUGAUCGUGCUAUUGGUUAUAAUUUCUCAGUGAUAACAUGUGAAUCAUGCAAAGCAUUUUUUCGACGCAAUGCUAAUCGACAAGAGUCUCUAAAAUGUCCAUUCAAUCAAAAAUGCGUUAUAAAUGUGUUGAAACGAAGAUUUUGUCAAUCAUGUCGAUUGCAACGCUGUUUUCAGGUAGGUAUGAAAUGGACAAUGCGAGAAGGUUAUCGGAAACAUCGAUUAUCGACAAUUCCAGAAAAUGAUGAAGAAAUUAAAAAAGUAUUUGAUCAAAUUGAUGAUGGUGAUGUUUCAGUACCAAAACACGUCCUUGUAGAACUUGUUAAAAAAUCAACUCUAAGACGUCUAACAACAUGCCAAUGUAAAUGCACCUGUGGAUUUUAUCCUUCGGAUACUAAAUUAACUGCUGCUGCAUCGUCAUUUACAGAGCAAAGAUUUCAGCCAUCUGAUGAAAUUACUGUUCCUUUUAAUUCGAUGAAUCAAUUUUCUCAAACAAGUCAAGAUAAUUUUUAUCCAGAGCGAGGAACAGACUAUCCGUUGGUAAUACCGAAUUGUUUGACGCCUAUAUCGCAAAUGCCAGCAUCUGUUCUACCGGAAAUGUCAACAGCAUGGAGCGGAAAUAUUCGUUUAGCAACAUCAACAAUAAUGCAACAAACGUACAUUUCAGAUGAUAGUUGCUUUUCUGUGGAUGCAUUUGAAAGAUUGUUUGCAGACGAUAAAUUACUACUUCAAGAAUUGGUUACCGCAAAUGAUAUUCUCAAACAACCAUUGGAUUUAUCUACAAAUCAGAGAUAUUCCAAUGAAUUAUCGCUUAUGGAUGUUGUCCGAAUGACUGAUUUGGCACUUCGACGAAUCAUCAGCAUGGCUAAAGAACUUACAUUUUUUAAAAGAUCGUGCAGUGAAUUGUUAAUAUUGCGAGGGGUUAUGGUAUUUGAUCAAAAAAAACAUGCGUGGAAUACGAGUGUGAUACAGGGUCCAGCUGAAUUAGAAAUUAAAUUAGAUAUACUAAAGAAUUCUAAGGAACUGAAGCAUUAUGAGGAACACAAGAGGUUUCUAACGACAUUUGGUGAGAAAUGGGGUAAAAAUGAAUAUAUUAUGUUAUUACUCAAUGCGAUAACAUUAUUUUCACCAUUUCGUACCAAUCUUCAAGACAUUCAAAAAUUGCAAAAAAUACGACAAAAAUAUUGUGAUGUUUUAAGAAGAUAUCUCGGCAAUCUUUAUGUGGCAUCUGAAGCGGAAAAAGCAUAUCAAGGAUUACUCAUGAAAUUAGGCGAAGAACUUCAUCAUUUAAGCAAUAGUUUGCUGCGUAUUUUUCAUAGCUUAAAUAACAGUGAACUGAAUCCAUUGCUACGCGAACUUUUCGAUCUCUCGCAAACAUAA
Acanthocheilonema viteae is the source of this 1476-nucleotide messenger RNA. The record is from the annotation of a GenBank genome assembly. Lineage: Eukaryota; Metazoa; Nematoda; Chromadorea; Rhabditida; Onchocercidae.